GGUCAGAUGAAGUGCUGAAGCCAUCCCGGGGGGGAUCUGCUUUGCCUCUUUCCGCUGUCUUCUGGGCCAGCCCCGUGGCUUCCAGCGAGGCUUGGAUACGCUAAGCCGGCUCUCCGGAUGCGCUAUGCCCCAUCCCAGCUGCUGAUCGCACACAGCGGGUGGGGGAAACCCUGGGAAACAGGUGCCCUCCUCUUCCUCCAGCUCCACGCUGCCGGGGUUGCUCUCUCACCAGCAUUCACCCGCGGGACGCCUGGGCUGCAAGGACAUGGGGCUGACAGGGGCGGUCAGAGGGAGCCCGGCGGCCUGAACUCGGCCGUGCCCCCCGCUCUCUGACGGCCCGCUGCCCGGGGGGCGCUGCACCCCCUGCGGCUAGAGGCGCUGAUUCACACUGCUGCCCCCAGCGCUCCCCGCUGCCGCCCUGCGCGGCCGCCGCCGCCGCCCUGAUGGCUCCCGCUGACAGGCCGCUCGCGGGGAGCCGGGGCCGCCAUGUGCCGCGCUGGCCGCUGCUGCUGCUCUAGAUGCUCCUAGGGGCGCCCUGGCUGUGCGCGCCCGAGGCAGCCGCAGCAAAGCGGGGAGCGGAGGCGCGGCGGGGAGGCGGCGAAGCGGCGGCGGCGGGGGAGGCGAUGGACGAGUCGUCCCUGCUGGACUUGCUGGAGUGCUCCGUGUGCCUGGAGCGGCUGGACACCACGGCCAAGGCGCUGCCCUGCCAGCACACCUUCUGCCGCCGCUGCCUGGAGAGCAUCGUCAGCUCCCGCCACGAGCUGCGCUGCCCCGAGUGCCGCAUCCUGGUGGGCUGCGGGGUGGACGAGCUGCCCGCCAACAUCCUGCUGGUCCGGCUGCUGGACGGCAUCCGCCAGCGGCCCCGGGGCGGCGGCGGGAGCGGCGGCGGCAGCCCCACGGCGCAGGGCAGCGCGGCAGCAGCGGCCGCCGCCGCCCCUGGCAGCGGAGGAAGCGACCCGGCGGCGUCGCCCGCCUGUCAUCCCGCGGCGGCCACCGGCUCCCCCAGCGCGGCCGCCGCCAGCCGGAGCGCCCUGCUGGGAAAGAGUAUUUCUCAACUGCCCUAUGGUAAAGCUCUCUACACCUAUGAGGGAAAAGAACCUGGUGACCUCAAGUUUACCAAAGGGGACAUUAUCAUACUACGACGAAAGGUGGAUGAGAAUUGGUAUCACGGAGAGCUCAAUGGAAACCAUGGCUUCUUUCCAGCCAGCUAUAUCCAGUGUAUCAAGCCCCUUCCACAAGCUCCGCCUCAGGGCAAAGCACUUUACGAUUUUGAAAUAAAGGAUAAAGACCAAGACAAGGACUGUUUAACCUUCACCAAGGAUGAAAUUUUGACAGUUAUCAGACGAGUAGAUGAUAACUGGGCAGAAGGAAUGCUGGGAGAUAAAAUUGGAAUUUUCCCUAUUCUCUAUGUUGAGCUCAACGAAUCAGCUAAACAGCUUAUAGAGAUGGACAAGACAUGCUUAGCUGCUGCAUCUGGCUGUGAUGUCCCUUUGCCAUCUGACACCAACAUGGCAGUAAAUUUGGCCCAGUGCUCUACUUUAAACAAUACAGGAGCAGUCAGUGCCAUUCAGCGGCAUAUUGAUGGCAAGAAGAAUGCCAAGAAACGCCACUCCUUCACUGCUCUCAGUAUGACACACAAAUCCUCUCAGGCCAUGCAUAACAGGCAUUCCAUGGACAUUAGUGCUCCAGUUUUGAUCAGCUCUAGUGAUCCCCGAGCUGCUGCCAGAAUCGGAGACUUGACUCAUCUUUCAUCCAGUGCUCCAGCCCAGGACUCCUCCUCAAUUGGAACAGCUACAGUGGCUGGACCCAGAACAAGUGCAAUAAUUGGAGAUCAGGGGACACAGACAAAGGUCCAGCUCCCCCUCAAUAUCUACUUAGCUCUGUAUGCAUAUAAGCCUCAGAAGAAUGAUGAGCUGGAGCUGCGUAAAGGUGAAAUGUAUCGGGUCAUUGAGAAGUGUCAGGAUGGCUGGUUCAAGGGAACAUCUCUGAGAACGGGAAUGUCUGGAGUCUUUCCAGGCAACUACGUGACUCCUGUUUCCAGAGUGCCUGUAGGAGGUGGCCAGCCCAGGAAUAGCUUAGCGGGUGGGGCUCAGACAAUAAAAGGAUCCCCAGGAGCUGUUCACCCAGGAGCUGUUCACCCAGGAGGUGCAAGUCUUACAAAUACGGCCACUGCUGUCAGACCUGUUGUUCCAAUCACUGCACCUCAGACACAUCUCCAACAACAGACAGUGUCUCCUCAGAUGAAUAACUGCAUGAGGUAUUCAGCCCAGCAAAUGGUCAGCCAGACUCGCAGUGCCAUGCAGAUGGUAGCACACCCUUCUGCCCAGGUACCAGAGCGGCCCACGGCAACUGUCUCACCACUGAGAACCCAGAACUCUCCAUCCCGUCUCCCAGCCACUGUGGUUAGAUCACACUCCAUGGCUUCUCCACAACACGUCCACCAGUCCCCUGUCCAAGUUAUUCCUGGAGCACAGUGUGCCAGGCCCAUCAUUCCUCUCACUUCAGCAGCAGCCGCCAUUACUCCUCCAAAUGUCAGUGCGGCCAACUUGAACGGGGAGGCAGGAAAUGGGCCAGUCAGCAGCUUGGUGACUUCCAGCCCAACCAACACCUCCUGCAAAGCAGAGGAGAGGAAAAAUGAAAAGAAAGAGAAGAAGAGCGGAUUGUUGAAACUUUUAGCCGGCGCGUCAACAAAAAAGAAAUCACGCUCCCCUCCAUCUGUGUCUCCAACACCGGACCCACAGGGAGCCGUGGAGGGAGCUCUGCAGGGAGCGGUGGGACCUGAACUCUCCUCACUCUCCAGCCAUGGCAGGGCAGGUUCAUGCCCAAUUGAAAGUGAAAUGCAAGGAGCUAUGGGGAUGGAGCCACUGCACAGAAAAACAGGCUCCUUGGAUUUGAAUUUUUCCAUUCCUUCUCCUGCCAGGCAGCUACCUUCUUCGUUGGCAGCCAUCCGUCCAGAGCCCAAGCCAUUGCACCGGGAAAGGUACCGUGUCGUGGUUCCAUAUCCUCCUCAAAGCGAAGCAGAGAUUGAACUGAAAGAAGGUGACGUUGUGUUUGUGCACAAGAAGAGAGAGGAUGGCUGGUAUAAGGGGACGUUACAGCGAAAUGGCAGGACGGGCCUCUUCCCUGGAAGCUUUGUAGAGAGCUUCUGAGGGCUUGCUUUCUUCCCCGUCACCACUCUCCGAACUGAAAGAUCUUUCAGGGGAAAUUCCAUAGCACAAGAAGAGACAGCAAAGGGAAAUGUGACUGAUAUCCACUGCCACUGUUACGUCCAAAGACUCCCCGGGCCCUUCAUUCUACAGCUCUGGAAGCACAGCGCCUGCUGUGCUCCCAAAACCAUGUUCAGUACGUCCAGGGGUGUGUUGAAGUAGUGCCUUCCACUUGGAAUCACAGGCUGAGAGGAUGCACAUUUGGUUUGUAUCGAAACUAAACUCCAACUGUUCCCCAUUAUGUACAUUAUAGAGAAAAUAUCUUUUAAAAAGUUGUUAUAUUGCUGUAACUUAUUUGUCAGAGCUGCAGUGUUCUUAUUACUGGCCUAUGCAAGAUGGGUUUGGGUGUGGCAGGAGGCAGAGUAGGGAGCUCUUGAACUGGGAUUUUAUAUUUCCUGGGGGAAAAGAGGAGAGUAUGGCAAAAUCCAACUAAAGAUCUGUGCAUUGUUCUGCCAGAAAGCAUUAGGAGUCCAAAAUGUUAGUGUCAUGCAUUCUAUAUACCUCAAAAAUAUGCUGCAUGAGGAUGUCAGUAAGUGUGUUAGUGAUCAGGGUUGCAUUUCAUCUGAAGUGCCUGUGAGAUGCACUGGGCAGGUGCUCAAGGAACUCCGGCUCCAGCAUUCAACUGCGGUUCUUGGAGUUAUUUAUAUGCAGCAUUUUUUUGCCCAUCCAGUAUCCAACUUUCCAUUGCUUUUUUUCUUUUCUUUUUUUUUUUGGGUAUGACAUGCCGUUUUUAAUCGUUUGCAGUGUUGUUGCAGCUGUGUUGGUCCCAGGAUAUUAGGGAGGCAAGUUGGGUGAGGUAAUGCCAUUUAUUGGACCAACUAUUUGGUCCAACAAAAGAUAUUGCCUUACCGACAUUGUCUCUCUAAUUAAUACCUUUUUAAUGUAAGAACCGUUAUACGUUUUAUAUAUAUAUAUAUAUAUAUUCUCCUAAUAUAUAUAUAUUCUCCUAAGGGAUCAGGCGUUUCCUGUUUUUCAUACAUCUGGUGCUUUUAUUAUUAUUAUUUUAUUAUUAGGAAGAUCCUCUUUGGCUUAAGAGAGAGACUGUUAACAGCAACAUCAACAGACUUCACAUUUAACAUGUGAAUUCUGAAAUGUACUGAAAGUAGAUUUCAUCAGGAUGAAUAUGUUUGUUAGUCCUACAUGAAGCAAGAGAGAAAAAUCAGAUUAGGUGGUGAUAUAUGUGUGUGUGUGUGUGUGUGUGUGUGUGUGUGUAACUCACUUUCUUUAUAUAUAGUUUCUAAAGACCCUUAAUAAAGCACAGUAAUCUGUCUAGACAAUGAUAAUUAUUCAAGAAUUGGGAGCAUUUCCAGGAGGAGCGAUUUUAAUUGACUUUUAUAUGGCAAUAAAAAGAACACUGCAGGUUCCAGCAAGCACCGGAAUCGUGGGAUUUUCCUCUGUCUUUGCAUCAGAGAGAAGAGAGCUGAACUGCAACGACUGUAAUUAGCAUUGUCAAAAUGUGAUUUUUUUUUACUGUAGAAAUGUACAGUUCUCAACACUGUUCUAACCUGGUCAAGCUACAAUACAAAAUAUAUCAGGCAAUAUAACCCUCCAUCUACAAGGGACCUAAAAGUGCAAUAAAUGGAAAGCAAGUUUAUGCAGUUAUUUGUAUCAAACAAAGCAGAGAAAAAUCCGAUAAUGAAAGUGUGGGAGUAUUUUAAAAAGAGAUUCAGUUGUGGUCUCCUGUAACAAAGUUGUAACAAAAGAAUAUUCUUAACUAUGUUGUGCCCUGCCUUUCCUAGUGACUGGCUGCUUGCCCAGAUCAAGAUAUGGCGGUCAUUCAAGACUAUGUUAGAGUUUUAGUAACCUGGAGAUGAUCUUAGUAAAAAGAGGAGGCCCAGUGGGUGUAUGCCAGUACUUUGUUCUCAGUAUUUCUUACGCUGAAGAUGUAGGUUUUGUUUUCAUUCAAGCCAUGUAUGCCAGCACAUAUCAAAACAUGUAUACGUGAACAUUCCUACUUAUGACAGGUUGAAGUGAGCUGUAGCUCACGAAAGCUCAUGCUCAAAUAAAUUGGUUAGUCUCUAAGGGGCCACAAGUACUCCUUUUCUUUAUUCCUACUUAUGUUGAACUGAAUGACUUCAUUCUCUGUAAAAUAAGUUUCUCUUCCUGUCAUUUGUAACAGAUUUCAGAAACACAGUCUGCAGCCUAGUAUUACACCUUCAAAUCACAGAAACAUUAUUUGAGGGGGAGGGGUUUUUUAACGUUACCACAUUUGUUCAUGUUCCAGGUUGUAAUCAGUCAUCAGUAAAAUAAAUGGUUAGUGUUACGAGGAAAUUGCCUUUUUAUAACCAAUAAGAGCUUUAAGAAAUUUCUUCUGCAAAAGGCUGAUUGAAGAACACAGCACUAUCUAUCCAGUCAUUUCAUCCAAAUCGGAAAUGAUAUCUCUGCACCUUGAGCCAUGAUCUGGGCAGCUAGCAAGCUGGCAAUGCCCCCCCAAAAUGUGUUAUACACACACACACAUACAUCUGUUUCUGAGAAUGCUAACCAAGAAUUUAUAGAUAGAUAGAUUAGAUAGAUAGAUAUAAAUUCUUGGUUAGCAUUGUCAGAAACAGAUUUUUCUGACAAACUAUUGUGGCUAAAUAUCUGUUAAAAUUCUGUUCCAUGGUAUAUAUACUAUAUCCAGAGAAAUGAAACAGGAAUAAUAUUGUAUUCAGUCAGAUCUAAAGUAGUUCCAGAUUUCAAUGUUCUAAUGCUUAAAUCUAACAAGACAAAAGCCGUUAUGGAAGAAAAUACAGAAAUGUCUGUGUAAAAUCAGUGUUUUUAAAUGUAUUUUGCAGUCAGGGCAAUAAUAAUUUUUAACUAUACAUGAUGAGGGCAAAAUAACCCUUUCAGUCACACGUCCUGUAAGGAGAAAUAUUUUUUGGUGUUUGAUACUUUGAAAGCAGCUGUUUCUGGUCCCCAUUUAUUGCUUACCAUAAUAGUUUUGGUUUUUGAAUAAUUUUCUUGGACAAAUCAAUUCCAUGCAAAGAGCACAACUGCAGAACAUAAGACUGAUCAGUGGUACAAGAAAAUGACCCAGUGCCAUUUAGGAAGUCCUUGACCAUGGGAGGGGAUUGGCGCUUACUGUGAUCCAUUUUUAAAUUGCAUACAAAGGAAAGACAAAGGAGGGGAAGGGAGUGUGCGUGCGUUUCCUACAAGGAAAAAAAAAGUUAAAGAAUCCUUCUGGCAGCCUCAUUUUGUAAAAUGCCAGGUUUGCUGAUCUAGAAAUGGUUUCAGCUAAUUGAACAAUUCCUUUGUACUUUGCACAGCUCAGAAAAUGUUUUUUGUUAUACAUGAAUGUUAACGUGAUUUAGAAAAUAUUGAUGGUUACGAGUACAAAUGAACUACAAGGACUGUGUUUCUGAUGCUUUAAAUAAAAUAAACAUUGAGGUCA
Messenger RNA from Caretta caretta (loggerhead turtle), 6576 nucleotides. RefSeq names its product SH3 domain containing ring finger 3 (gene SH3RF3). Gene Ontology annotation, molecular function: protein binding; metal ion binding. NCBI's taxonomy places the organism in Eukaryota, Metazoa, Chordata, Testudines, Cheloniidae. The record is from RefSeq and is a predicted model, not a curated record.